Trypanosoma grayi is the source of this 1407-nucleotide messenger RNA. Its product is annotated as putative OSM3-like kinesin. The record is from RefSeq and is a predicted model, not a curated record. The coding region runs from base 1 to 1407 and encodes 468 amino acids. The transcript has a single exon. Lineage: Eukaryota; Euglenozoa; Kinetoplastea; Trypanosomatida; Trypanosomatidae.
AUGUCGAGUGACCCCGCCUUCCGCCUCGAAGAGCUGCAGUCGCAGAUCAACGUCCGCAACGCCGCGUUGCAAGCGCGCCUGGACUCCGUCAUGGGCGAAACCGGUGAAACCGAGCUGCCGCAGCUGGAGGAGCUGAAGGAGGAGCGCGUGCGACUGAUGCGUGAUAUCCAGCACCACAAGGACGAGGGUGACGCGAAGCUCGUGCAGAUCGAGGCGCAUGAGGGUGCGUCCGCCAUGUACCGCGUGGCUGCGCGCGUGCAGCGCUUCGAGGACUUUGCCAACCACGCCGCCGAGUACGUGGAGAAGGAGCUUCCGGAGGAGAUCAACCGCGUCGCGGAGGCCGACAAGCGCCACUCUGAGGACGAGGUCGCGGCGUACAUCGCCGACUUGCAGUCGGAGCGGGCGGAGGAGCUGCGCAAGAUCAACGUGCUGAAGGAGCGCACGGCUAAGCGGGCGAAGGAGAUCCGUAACGGCCCCCGCGUCGAGCACGAGGAGGUGACAGCCAACAGCCGAGCCAUGAAGCCGAAGGAGGACGAGAUCGAUCGCGAAACGAAGGAGACGAUGAACUACACGGACGAGGCGAAGUCGACGAAGGGAGAGCUUGUGGCGAAGAUCAAGAAGCUGCGCCAAGAGAAGUCCAAGCUGCAAGUGAGCCUGCUGGAUGCGAAGCACAAGAGCGAGAAGGAGAUCCAUGAACUCGAGGCAUCCAUCCGCCGCGCGGAGAUCGCCAACACGCGCGAUGUGCGUCUGUGCCAGCAGCUCAACACCGGAAACGCCGCUCUCACAACAAACGCGCAGAUUCUGCUUGGUCAGUUGAACGUGGAGCACUACGGCGUGGAGGGCGGCCCGACAGAGAAGAUGCUGAUCAAUAUGCGCCAGGAGGAGGCGAAGACAGUUGUCGCGGCAGCAGAGAACGGCAACAAGACCAACGGUUGCAACGGGGGCGGCACGUACCAGCGCAACGACACUGAGAACUCCAACGGCGCCGCAUCCGGCGUCUCUUCGCGCCGCGCAUCGAUCCCGUCGAAGCCCCCACUGGUGGCGCUGAAGCGCACUGAGUCGCAGCGCAACCGCGAUGCCGCCACGGAGCAGGAGCGGCGUGAAAAGGAGGAGGCCGCCAGCGUCGGCAUCUCCCCCGCACGUUCACGCGGUGCCGACUCUGUGCAUAGCGGAGCCGCGGUGAAACCACCUCUGGUGGCGUCGAAGCCGACGUCGAGCCAGCGCAACCGCGAGGCGGCGGUGCGGGCAGACUUGGAACACCGCCGCGAGGAGGACGGCUCCGCGGCGCGCAGCCAACGCCGCGGGUCGGAGUCGUCGCUGCCGGCCGUCGCUUUGAUGAAGACGGAGUCGUCGCGUAACCGCGAGGUGGCGAGCCGCCGCGACUCCAAGAGCAGCAGCCCGCAGUAA